Messenger RNA from Magallana angulata, 1732 nucleotides. Its product is annotated as NAD(P)H-hydrate epimerase-like. Bases 687 to 1532 code for a protein of 281 amino acids. Gene Ontology annotation, cellular component: mitochondrion. Lineage: Eukaryota; Metazoa; Mollusca; Bivalvia; Ostreida; Ostreidae. Gene Ontology annotation, molecular function: NAD(P)HX epimerase activity. The transcript has 5 exons. The record is from RefSeq and is a predicted model, not a curated record.
GACGAUCGAUCAGGAUCACCUUAUUACUGCUGUGUAUGCCCCUCGUUAGCUUUAUUGCCGUCGCGCGAUUCUCGCGGAAUCAACGCUGUUCUGUAGGCGACAGUUUGCCUUUGUGAAAGCUGACGAUAACAGACGACACACGCGGAAGUAUGGCUUGGAAUCACUGAUAACAGGAAAGUACUAGGGGCGGACCGAAUAGCUGAAGAAAAAGACAUAGAAAGAAAUAUUAAGUGUCAGGAAAUAAUAUAUAUAGUGAACGAACUAUGUUUCAUUUAAUUAAGUGUUAUAACGACUUAGCGUGAAGGGUGUUUUAUUAAUUUAAUUGUCAGGAGGAACAAAGCUGAAAUAUUCAAAAGUGAGGUCUGCUGAUGAUGUUUUAUUUUUAUACGGAAGUGACGUAAUUUGUGUCAAAGAUUGACUUCGAAAGCGAGAUAGCAUUAGUACGUUCUAGUGUUAUAGUAAAUUCAAAAGAAAAAAAUAAUGCAACAUUGUAUUUUUGAGUUGAGACAAGAGGAUCUUGAUGAAUCGGCCAUAACUGAAUUUUAGCUAUUUGGAUAUUGUCAACGUAAUACUAUAUACACAUGCGUAUAGUGUUUGUCGCCGAACUGUAGUGUGAUAUUUUUUGUAAUUAAAUCAAAAUCAAGCAAAACCUAAUUCCAAUCUUGCUACUUCGUAACGUCUUCAGCAUGGACCGGAUAUCCGUUAACAGAUUCUCAUUCCGGCGGAAGGGAAGCCAUAAAAAGAACAAGGAGGAGAAUGCCGAGCCCGAGUUUAAUUUCUCCACACUGUCAUACAUCAGCCAAGACGAGGCCGAGAAAAUGAACGAGGAACUACUUUCUGAAUACGCCUUCAACGAGGUACAGUUGUUGGAACUCGCCGGAUAUAGCUCCGCGGUAGCAACAGCAAAGUGUUACCCAGUUGAGAAGAUGACACGAGACAACGGGGCCAUUUUGGUUUGCUGCGGGCCGGGAUACAAUGGGGGAGUGGGUUUAGUGUGCGCCAGGCACCUUAAAUUGCUUGGAUACAGACCCACCGUGUUUUAUCCAGUGAAAUCCAACUUGGCGUCCAUCUGUGAUAGUCUAAGCAGGCAGUGCGAGAGUUUGGAUCUUCCCUUUCUGAGUUAUUUCCCCUCGGAGUCGCAUCUGAUCCAGGAUUCGUACAACCUCGUUGUCGAUGCUCUGUUUGGCUUCCGGUUCAAACCCCCGGUGAAAGAUACUUUUGCCAGCGUCAUAGAGACGCUUAAGAAAGUGGAAAUCCCCAUAUGUAGCGUGGACGUUCCUUCCGGCUGGGGUGCAGAAUCCGCGAGUCCUGACGGACUACAACCGGAACUGCUCAUCUCGAUCGCCGCCCCAAAAAGGUGCGCUAAACUGUUCCAGGGAAAAUUCCACUACCUCGGUGGACGGUUCGUCCCCAGGACUCUCGAACAGAAAUUUGACCUCAAACUUCCGCCUUACCCUGGAACUGACUGUGUGGUUGAACUAAAAACCCAGAAGUCAACAGAGGAUGAGAAACCAGAUGACACAGGCGAAUGACGUCACAGUUAAUGAGGACAUAUAUCCAUAGUAACACACAGGGGAAAUAAAAAUUUCAGUGAAAUUAUAACUUCAAAAGGACAAGUUGUUUAGCCAAAACAUGUUUUAAACUUUAUGUGUGUUUUCUGAUAUGUGUAAAAUUAAUCCUCUAUUUCUAAAAAUAAACAAAAAUCAAUAAUAAAAGAAUUCUUUAAAUUUCA